AGCAAGACAGCAGAUAUAUAGUGCUUUAUAACUGCUCACUCUACACUUUGUGUGUGUGUCUCUCUCUUGCUGGCUUUCUUUACACAGUGGCUGUUGGCUUUACACUAAGAUGUCAGCACCAGCUUCUUGGCAGUAAGCACAUUGAGGUUAUGCUGCCUAUAAACUCCUGCUUGAGUCUCAGUGAGAAAGAGAAAGGCUAAAGCCUGUCCAGAACACAGUGCUGUUCAGCGUCUCCUGUGCUGCCCAAACGCAGUCAACCAUGAGUGACCCCACGACCACAGAUGAACUCACUAAUGCUGUGGCUUCAGUUGUUCACAAUCCCGAGUCAUCCACCUCAUCUGUUCGAGUACCACAUAGGGAGGAAGAGGAGGAAGGUGAUCUGAACAAAGCAUUAGGCGUACAGCGUUUCCAGCAGAUCCUGAGCCCCACUCCCAGAGUUCCUGGCGAGCAGCACCGCACCUACAAUGAAAAAGACUUUGAGUAUCACCGUCACUCCUCCCAUCACAUCCAUCAUCCUCUCUCCAAGCUUCCAGGAGAUGGCCGGAGGAAGAAGAGUGGGAAGAAGAGGAGGAAGAGCAGCAGUAAGGACCACAGAGUGAGUUCCAACCCUAGCGCUGCUCUGCCCAUUGAGGAGGGUGAGGAUGAAGAGGAUGAGGAAGAGGAAGAGGCUACGGAAAGCCAGAGUACUACCCCAGUACCAGCAGCAGACACUGAGCGAAAAGACAAUGUGCAGUUUUUUGUCUCUGAUGACGAUCCCCAUGUGUCCACACCCGAGCAUUCCCAUUCUCAUGCUACUCGAAGUCUCCUGAUCGUCCCCUCCACUGCAGUGUGCUCGGAACCCCAGGACAGCACACCUACCGAAACAUCUGAGCCUGCUGCAGCGACCCCCAGCACAACUGAGCCCAGCUCUCUGCCCCGUGUGUCGAGCCGCAGCUACGACCUUCAGGAGAGGCGUCGCACGGGCAACAUGACCGGUACCGACCAGGCUAAAUACCAGCGGAUCCCCACAGAUGAAUUUGAGGCACGAACUCUGGCCUCAGCUGACCUCGAUGGCAUUAAAAGCCAUCGUUUUGAAGAUGUUCCAGGCGUACGACGACACCUGGUUAGGAAAAGCACCAAGGGUCAAGUGGUACACAUUAGCAAAGAUCACAAAGAACAAAGCACACGCAGCCGUAAACUGGACCGAACACCACAUGAGGUGUUUGUGGAGCUAAAUGAGCUGAUCAUGGAUAAGAACCAGGAGAUGCAGUGGAGAGAGACGGCUCGCUGGAUCAAGUUUGAGGAGGAUGUUGAGGAGGAGACGGACCGAUGGGGUAAACCACACGUUGCCUCACUGUCCUUCCGCAGUCUGCUGGAGCUGAGAAAGACUAUCGCUCAUGGGGCGGUGCUGUUGGACUUGGAUCAGAAGACUCUGCCUGGCAUCUCCCAUCAGGUGGUAGAACAGAUGAUCAUCUCAGAUCAGAUCAAAGCCGAGGACAGAGCCAAUGUCCUCCGCGCUCUCCUGCUCAAACACAGUCACCCGAGCGAUGAGAAAGAGCACAGCUCCUUCCCCAGGAACAUCUCAACAACGAGUCUGGGCUCUCUGAUCCCCCAUCACCAGAACAGCAGUAACCACCUGUCGGUCCCCGAACUCUCCGUCACAGAGCCUCUCAUGGGCUCCUCAAGGGCCAGUCAAGACAGCACACUUCACAUUGACAUAGAGAAGAACGAGAAAGAAUCGGCUCCAACUAUGGGCAUGCACAAAUCCAAAUCCAAGCAUGAACUUAAGCUUCUGGAGAAAAUUCCGGAAAAUGCUGAGGCUACUGUCGUACUUGUUGGCAGCGUUGACUUCCUGGAGCAGCCCACCAUGGCGUUUGUUCGGCUUCUGGAGGCUGUGGAGCUUGACUCAGUGUUGGAGGUCCCAGUUCCUGUGCGGUUUCUCUUUGUGCUGCUCGGACCUCCCAGCACCAAUGUGGACUACCACCAGAUCGGACGCUCCAUUUCUACACUUAUGUCAGACAAGCAAUUUCACGAAGCUGCAUACCUGGCAGAUGACCGGCAGGACCUGCUCAACGCCAUCAACGGCUUCCUGGACUGCAGUAUCGUGCUCCCUCCGUCAGAACUGGGCGGUGAAGACCUCCUGCGCUCCGUUGCUCACUUUCAAAGAGAGAUGCUACGCAAGAGAGAAGAGCAAGAGGUAGUCCAGCUGUCCAAAGAGCCCAAGAGCCUUGAGGAGAAAGAGGCAUUGUUGGCACCAUUUAAACCAGAAGACGACCCCUUACGACGUACAGGUCGUCUGUUUGGUGGAUUAAUCCUUGACGCCCGACGACGCUACCCAAAGUAUAUCAGUGACUUUAAGGAUGCACUGAACGCCCAGUGCAUGGCUGCCGUCAUCUUUAUCUAUUUCGCCGCUCUUUCCCCUGCCAUCACAUUUGGAGGACUUCUGGGGGAGAAGACUGAAGGGCUCAUUGGUGUUUCAGAGCUGAUAGUGGCCACAUGUAUUCAGGGUGUGCUGUUCUGUCUUCUUGGGGCUCAGCCACUUCUGGUUGUGGGCUUCUCUGGACCAAUCCUGGUGUUUGAAGAAGCCUUCUUCUCUUUCUGUAAGAGCAAUAAUAUGGAGUACCUGACAGGUCGGGUGUGGAUUGGAUUUUGGCUCGUCAUCAUCGUGGUGGUGAUGGUGGCUUUUGAGGGCAGCUUCCUAGUCCGGUUUGUCUCCCGUUUCACCCAGGAGAUCUUCUCUUUCCUCAUCUCACUCAUCUUCAUCUACGAGACCUUCUCAAAACUGGUCAAGAUAUUCCAGGAACAUCCUUUGAGACGCUGCUCUGCUGAUUUGGUUGAUCUGAAUGGCUCAAUGUACAACUCAAGCGUGGAGACCAUUACCUCAAGUUUUUUAUUGGUGAACGGCAGUUCACCUGAGACAGUGAAUGUGGUUGGAGAGCCCAAUACUGCUCUUCUCUCAUUGGUGCUCAUGUCUGGAACGUUCUUCAUCGCCUUCUACCUACGCAAGUUCAAAAACAGUGCCUUCUUCCCUGGCAGGCUAAGAAGAGUUAUUGGAGAUUUUGGAGUUCCCAUCGCUAUAUUUAUGAUGGUUCUAGUAGACUACAGCAUCCAGGACACGUACACACAGAAGCUUAGUGUCCCCCGAGGAUUUUCCGUCACUAGUCCUGAUAAGCGAGGGUGGAUAGUCAAUCCUCUGGGCACAGAUGGUCAGUUCCCCAUAUGGAUGAUGUUUGCCAGCAUUCUUCCUGCUUUGCUUGUCUUUAUCCUCAUAUUUAUGGAGACACAAAUCACCACGCUGAUAGUCAGUAAGAAAGAGCGUAUGCUGGUAAAGGGCUCUGGGUUUCAUCUGGACUUGUUGCUCAUCGUAACUCUGGGCGGCACCAGCGCUCUGUUUGGCUUGCCAUGGAUGGCUGCAGCCACCGUACGCUCGGUAACCCAUGCCAAUGCUCUUACUGUGAUGAGCAAAGCUGUCGCUCCUGGAGACAAACCUCGUAUCCAGGAGGUCAAGGAGCAGAGGGUGACCGGGUUGCUGGUGGCAACACUUGUAGGUCUCUCAAUAGUAAUUGGAGAUCUGCUGCGUCAAAUCCCCAUCGCUGUGCUCUUUGGCAUCUUCCUGUACAUGGGUGUGAUGUCACUGAAUGGGAUCCAGAUGACAGAACGCAUUCUGCUACUCCUGAUGCCCCCUAAAUACCACCCCGAUCACACCUACGUGCGCAAGGUGCGGACGCUGCGGAUGCAUUUGUUCACAGCUGUACAGGUUGUGUGUCUCGCUGUCCUCUGGGUAGUCAUGUCCACCGUGGCUUCGCUGGCCUUCCCGUUCGUUCUCAUCAUGACUGUCCCUGUCAAGAUGUUUCUCUUGCCACGAAUCUUCAGCGCCCGUGAAAUGCAAUGUUUGGAUGCAGAUGAUGCAGAACCCACAUUCGAUGAGAAGGAGGGAAAGGACGAGUACACAGAGAUGCACAUGCCAGUUUGAGCCACUCCCACCUGUCUGUUAGUCGCACCGAUAGCCAAUAGUUGCCUUUUAAGUUUCUAAAAAAAUCAAACGAAAAUGGGCAGAAACAAAGUUUCUUGACUGAAGAGAUGUGAAUGUUGCAUUGUUGCAAUUUCCGAACAAACCUGGUCUCCAUCCAGCAUCUACAAAGAGCGAUUUAAUUUUUUUAGAGGGUUUGUGCUGCUACAAUACCAUUUAGCCUUAUUCAAGUGUAUUUUUUUCUUAUGGGAAAAAUGAAUGCAUCCUUAUAGAGUUAACUGGACGUUCUCAACAACAUUCUGGGUACAUGCAAUAUUAUACUUUAGUGUUUAGUGAAAAUUCAUGACUUAGAAAGAUUGCCAAGGUCCAUUUCAUUUAUAUAUGCAUGUCUGUGUGUGUGUAGUCAGUUAAAAAAAAAUCUGCAGUUUUAUGUUUAUUUUCUGGCUUUUCUUUAUUUUAUGACCCAGCAUAUAUUGUUAAUUCGCACAAUCAACAGUAUUUUUGUUUUUCCCCAAUGUUGCCAUGUAGUUAAUAAGUUUUGUUCAGCUUUGCAUGUGAACAGAUAUGGUUUCUGAUACUAGUGCGCAAUAUUCCGGCCUUUUAAUGCAUGAAACCGCUGUUCCAAAAACGUUACAUGAAGUGGAAAUAUAUAGUAACUCAAUGCUAAACUGUCAUUAUAAGAUGUGCAAUUGCUGUACAUAUUUUGUGCAGUUUUACACUUGACUGUUACAUAAGUCUGCAUCUCAUUCUCAGUUAAUUUUGGACUUUAUAUGAGAGGAUGUAUUGAGAGGCAGGUGGUAUUUGGAGAAAUUCUCACUAGUUUUAGCUUGGAUGGUCAUGGACUGGUGGCCUAGUUUGAAGUCUGAAAAUCCAUAUGAAAAUAGGAAAUUAAGAAAUACUGUCUCCUAGAUGUUAUUAAAGGAAUAGACCACCCCCAAAAAUAAAAACAUGUACAUUUUCCACUCUCAUGUUGUUCCAAACCCCAUGACUUACAUUUUUUCCGUGGAACACAAAAGCAGAUGUUUGACAGAAUGGCAGCCUCAGUCAUCAUUUACCAUUCAAUUUAUUUUGAAUGUAAUUGAACGGUAACUGAGACUAACAUUCUGCCAAACAUCUCCCUUUCUGUAGUAAAGGACAGAAUUUGUAUUUAUGGGUGAACUAUCCCUUUAAGUUCGGAAAGGCGGAUUAUUAACUUGUGUUUGGGAAACAGAUUUUCUCAUUUAGUUUAUUAUGGUUCAUUUGAAAGAACUUUACAUGUUGAAAUGGUGAAUUGGUACUUUCUACCACAAUUUGAAAGUCUAUUAUUGGACCAUUGUCUAUCUGAAUUAGAUGCAAAUGUUUUUAAAAUGUCACUUUUUUUUUUUUAAACUAAAGAGAAAAUCGAAGUUAAAAUUAACACUAAAGCAGAAGGCCAUUUUUUAAAUAAUAAAUACCGGUUCCCAAUAAAUAUAAAGUGCAAGUUUUGAUAUAGAAAUUAUUUAUUUGAUUAACACAUAAGUGAAAAUCUUUUAAAAAUCACUACUUUUCCCCACCAUUCACUACUUUCUGUUUGCUUUACUAGUACAAACAGUACAGAUGGUUAUUAUGGAGUUGAUGUGCACUAAUUAGGACCGAUUACUACACAUAAAUACACUAUCACUUGAAAAAACUUUAGUGCACAAGCUAAAGGAACUUUAGGAAUUUGUGAAGCAUUGCAUGUGUUAUGUUUGUUAUUCUAUUGGUUGUGCACAUUUGUUUGAAAAGGUUCCUCACUGUCCUCUUACAUUUUUAUUUGAAACCUUCUAGUUAUUGGAAGGAUUCUGAAUUGUAUCACACCGCUGUGCUUUAAACUACAAGAAAUGCGUUUGCUUAUUCGAGCGCUUUAAUGUACUGUACAUUCCAAAUUGUUGUUCCAGAAUGGAAUGUGCGAGACGCUUCAGAAUUGUUAGGGUAUUUUAGUAAUAGGACAUUGUGAUGCAUAUUUCAUUCAUUUAAUAUCACAUUAGCUUAUGUAUGUGGUUACUAAUGAGCGAUACUCAAAUUAAAACUGUGUAGACAUUUUUAUUUGACUAGGAAAGGGCUAGAUGUUAUAUGUCAAUGUUUGAACACAAAUGGGUGAUUAGAGAAUAUUUGUAUCAAUUGUGCUAUCUAUCAAAGCUUUCUCGUCUUUUAGUACAUCAGGAGGUCUGUGUUUCAAUCACAGCAUAUUGUACUUUGUCACUGUUGUUUAUUUUUCUCAUUUCCUCUGCCCGAGUUCAUCGACUAGUUCCAUGUUUGCGUGCUGCUGUGUGUUGACAAGUUUUGACCUGGAGAACAGGAGUUCAGUCUGAUCGUAGAACAGCACUUUUGACGUUGUGUGUGAAUGCGUAGUGGAAUAUUUGUUCAGUUCUGUGCCGUUACUGGAACCGUUCUCUGAGGAUAUUUAGCAGCACUUGUUUGUUGAUGGUAUUUAUGAAGGCUUAAUGGGGGUCUAAGACUGUGUAUGAAGGUUAUAUUUUGAACAUUGUGGUAAUGGAUGAUAUUGAUCACAAAAUAUAACUUACAAUAGCUGAUACGUGGCAAAGGGAACUGAGGGGUCAUUUACAAUCCUUGUUAGAUGAACAUUUUUUAUGCAUUUGGUUUUAUUUUUGUAUUGGAUAUUAGAUUUUUUUUAAAUUUCCUGUGUACAUAAUGCAAUAUUUACAUCAAAUUUCAAAUAUUGCAA
Xyrauchen texanus (razorback sucker) is the source of this 6632-nucleotide messenger RNA. RefSeq names its product anion exchange protein 2-like. Gene Ontology annotation, biological process: monoatomic anion transport; regulation of intracellular pH; transmembrane transport. Bases 260 to 3952 code for a protein of 1230 amino acids. The transcript has 23 exons. Gene Ontology annotation, molecular function: monoatomic anion transmembrane transporter activity; solute:inorganic anion antiporter activity. Gene Ontology annotation, cellular component: apical plasma membrane; basolateral plasma membrane; plasma membrane. NCBI's taxonomy places the organism in Eukaryota, Metazoa, Chordata, Actinopteri, Cypriniformes, Catostomidae. The record is from RefSeq and is a predicted model, not a curated record.